Messenger RNA from Diospyros lotus (date-plum), 960 nucleotides. RefSeq lists its product as uncharacterized. NCBI's taxonomy places the organism in Eukaryota, Viridiplantae, Streptophyta, Magnoliopsida, Ericales, Ebenaceae. The transcript is spliced from 2 exons. The coding region runs from base 1 to 960 and encodes 319 amino acids. The record is from RefSeq and is a predicted model, not a curated record.
AUGAAGACAUUGCUCAGAUUACAAGAACUAUGGGACUUGGUGGAGUAUGGGUUCAUUGAUAUAGAACCCAAUAAAGAAAAGGAGAAAAGCCUGAAAGUAACCAAGGAAGAGGAGAAAAACCUAAAAGAAAUCAAGAACAGGGAUGCCAAAGCAUUAUUCAUUCUCCAGCAAGCAGUCCAUGAGACUAUUUUCUCACGGAUUGCAGCAGCAACCACAUCAAAGCAAGCAUGGUCAAUUCUGCAGAAGGGGUUCCACGGCGAUUCAAAGGUCAUAGUAGUGAGAUUACAAUCACAAAGACAUGACUUUGAAACCUUAGUUAUAAAGAAUGGGCAAUCUAUUGCUGAGUUUUUGUCAAGAGCAAUGGCAAUAGUUAGUCAAAUGCGCUCCUACGGUGAGCAAAUUCUAGAUGAGACGGUCGUUGGAAAAGUAUUGAGAAGCUUGACUCCAAAAUUUGACCAUGUGGUUGAUGAACUAAUGGGAUCUCUUCAAGUUCAUGAGUCAAGAAUCAAUAGAUCACUUGAAAAGAAAGAAGAAAAGGCAUUUCAAGUGAAGGAGAUAGCCACCAAACAUGGAGACAAGGACCGUUCAGCAAGUAGAGGUCGAGAAAGAGGAGGAUCUCGCGAUCGUGGUAGAGGUAACUGUAGAGGCAGAGGAAGGAAUGAAGGACAAAGGCAGUCCAAUGAGCAAGGAAACAUGAAGAGUGGCAUUCAAUGUUAUCAUUCCAAGAGAUAUGGGCAUAUAAAAGCUGAUUGUUGGUACAGAGAUCAGAACAUGAAUUUUGCAGCAGAAAAUGAAGAAGAAAACAAGCUUUUUAUGGCUUGUAUUGAUACUAACUGUAAACCAAGUGAUUUGUGGUUUGUAGACAGCAGUUGUUCGAACCAUAUGACGAGCACCAAAUCUUUGUUCCAGGAGCUUGAUGAGACGCAAAGGAUAAAAGUACAGCUUGGCAACAAAAAAUAG